Hypomesus transpacificus is the source of this 1917-nucleotide messenger RNA. It is a transcript of the gene mfsd12b, whose product is annotated as major facilitator superfamily domain containing 12b. Gene Ontology annotation, biological process: carbohydrate transport. Gene Ontology annotation, cellular component: membrane. Gene Ontology annotation, molecular function: symporter activity. Bases 141 to 1553 code for a protein of 470 amino acids. The record is from RefSeq and is a predicted model, not a curated record. Lineage: Eukaryota; Metazoa; Chordata; Actinopteri; Osmeriformes; Osmeridae. The transcript is spliced from 9 exons.
CCCAAUAUUAGGAGUACUUCCAUUAAGAUGACAAUAUUGGGGAUUGACUCCGCUCAGAACUGCAGCCACACAAUUUACAGAUGUGAUCAUUUUCGAAGUUAGACUGGAAUUCUGGAAUACGGGUUUAGUAAUUUUUUACCAUGUCGGAUCCGUCGCCUAUGGAGCGAUCUUUACCGGUCGUCAGGCGGUUAAGUUACGCUGUUGGACACUUUUUGAACGAUCUGUGCGCCUCUAUGUGGUUUACCUAUUUACUGGUUUACUACCACUCAGUGCUGGGCUUCCCGAGCACCUAUGCAGGUGUUUUGCUGCUGGUGGGUCAAAUAGCGGACGGGCUCUCCACCCCCCUAGUUGGAUACGAAUCUGAUCGAACUCCAGGAUUCGCAGCCUAUGGCAAAAGAAAAACAUGGCAUUUAGUGGGGACCCUUAGCGUGCUUGUUUCCUUCCCCUUCAUCUUCAACCCAUGCCUGGGUUGUGACGUGAACACCCCACACUGGGUGGGUCUCACCUAUUUCAUCCCCUUCAUCAUCAUCUUCCAGUUUGGCUGGGCCUCCACCCAGAUCUCCCAUCUCUCCCUCAUCCCAGAGCUGGUGUCCGGUGAGCAUGCCAAGGUGGAGCUGACCGCCUGCAGGUAUGCGUUCACCGUGGUGGCCAACAUCACUGUGUAUGCCGUGGCCUGGUUACUCUUCCACUUCCAGGCUCAGCAGACUGACAAUCCUCUCAUCUCCGACAGUCUGGGCCGUGUCGACAUCCCCAUAUUCAGGGACCUGUCCCUCAUCGUGUUGGCUAUUGGAACGGUGUUCUCUCUGGUCUUCCACCUGGGCACCCGGGAGACAGGCCCUGCCCAGGAGGAGUCUGGCAGGGAGGAGGAGGAGGAGGGCCAGCCUCUUCUCUCUCUGAACCAGGAGACCUCCUCAUCCCAGACUCUGCUGCAGUGGAAACACUGGUUCAAGGAACCUGCCUUCUACCAGGUUGCGUUCCUGUACAUGUGUACCAGGCUGAUGGUCAACCUAUCCCAAACCUACAUGUCCAUGUAUCUGACAAACGCCCUGCUGUUGCCCAAGAACUUCAUUGCUACCAUCCCCCUGGUGAUGUAUGUCAGUGAGUUUGUGUGCUCGCUGGUCAUGAAACCAGUCAGCAAGCUCAUAGGCAUUAAUAUGACGUACUUCCUGGGCCUGCUGCUGGUGUUGGGCUUCUCCUACUGGGUCCUGGUGGACGUGAAGAUGGGUCAGCAGGUGUACGGGGCAGGGGUGCUGCUGGGGGCGGGCUCCGCCACCGUCCUGGUCAUGUCGCUCUCCAUGACGGCACGUCUCAUCGGGCACCAAACGCAAAGCGGGGCGUUUGUGUACGGGGCGAUGAGCUUUACGGACAAGAUGGCCAACGGCCUGGGAGUUAUCAUCAUACAAAGCUUGCACCCCUGUAGCACAGAGACUUGCUGCCCAGCCUGCGUGUGGUUCUACCGUGAUGUCAUGGUGAUUGUAACCGGUGGCGUUGCCCUGGCAGCGGCUGCGUGUCUGUGCACCAUCCUCAUCUGGCCGAUCAAGAUCCGCCAAUGAAAGCUAAAUCCGUGGGGAUUUUAAUACGAUGUCUCCUUUUUAUGCAGUCUUUAAUAGUUCAUAAUAAAAUCCUCUAUUGCUAUGCUGUAUACAUUGAUUUGUAUCAAGAAUGGAGAGAAGUUUACAAGUUCUGAUAUUCUUGUUUCAAUGACCCAAAUAUGUUGGUUCUUAGAACAGGGCAGUUUGCAGGGAACCUACUUGGAGAUUUAUUUGGGGGGGAACUUCAGUUAUUCGACCAGGGUGAAAAGAACUUGCAUCGCCAUGUAGUGUCCAACUACUGAACUACAUUUGAAAUCAAACUCACCUCAAUGACCAUGAAGUCAGUUCACUGAAUUCAUUGUCGAGGCUUAAUUUAAUCUUAACA